GACCAAACUUUGAAAUGGAAUUGGAGGAGAGCACCGUCUUGACGCCGCUGGUUGGGCAACGUGUCUACUGGACAUCUUUGGUGGCUGGCGGAGUGGCUGGACUGUUGGUGGACGUGGUGCUAUUUCCAAUAGACACCAUCAAAACACGCCUACAAAGUGAACGAGGCUUCAUCGCGUCCGGCGGAUUCAGAGGCAUUUACAAGGGACUGGCACCGACUGCUGCCGGUAGCGCACCAACUUCGGCCCUGUUCUUCUGCACCUAUGAGGGGCUGAAAGUUAACCUGCGCCAGUACGCCACUCCCGACCAGAUGCCGUACGUGCACAUGGUUUCGGCAGCGGCCGCUGAAGUCGUUGCAUGCCUGAUACGUGUACCGAUCGAGAUUGCAAAACAACGCCGACAAGCGCUAUUGCAUAAGGGCAACAUGUCAUCGUUAGAGAUUCUGUACGGGGCACUUCGCAAAGAGGGCAUCCGGAGAGGUCUAUACCGUGGCUUCGGAACAACCGUAAUGCGCGACGUGCCCUUUUCGCUGAUACAGUUUCCCCUUUGGGAGUAUUUCAAACAACACUGGAGUACUGUUACCGGUACUCCGUUGACACCGGUGUCUGUGGCGAUUUGUGGUGCUGUAUCCGGUGCCGUUGCGGCCGGUUUGACUACACCGCUCGAUGUUGCAAAGACACGCAUUAUGCUGGCCGAGCAGAUGGAAAAUAAACGCGGCAUGGGUCGGAUACUGCGUGGUAUCUACCGUGAACGUGGUAUCCGGGGUGUGUUUGCAGGUUUCGUACCACGUGUGAUGUGGAUAACGCUUGGUGGUGCCAUCUUUUUCGGCAUGUACGACUUCACGCGACGACUGCUGGAUAUGGACCCAGACCGGUAACUGAAAAUCAAACCGACGUAACCUGACCAAAGAACAUCAGUACUAGGUACUGCCAAAUGAUAGCUAGUGGUAAUGUUGAGUAGAAUAGCCUUUAUUGGCGAAC
This is a messenger RNA of Anopheles cruzii, 978 nucleotides long. Its product is annotated as S-adenosylmethionine mitochondrial carrier protein homolog. Gene Ontology annotation, molecular function: S-adenosyl-L-methionine transmembrane transporter activity. The coding region runs from base 15 to 875 and encodes 286 amino acids. Gene Ontology annotation, biological process: transmembrane transport. NCBI's taxonomy places the organism in Eukaryota, Metazoa, Arthropoda, Insecta, Diptera, Culicidae. The record is from RefSeq and is a predicted model, not a curated record. Gene Ontology annotation, cellular component: mitochondrial inner membrane. The transcript has 2 exons.